This is a messenger RNA of Hemicordylus capensis (graceful crag lizard), 19628 nucleotides long. RefSeq names its product plexin A2 (gene PLXNA2). Gene Ontology annotation, biological process: positive regulation of axonogenesis; regulation of GTPase activity; regulation of cell shape. The coding region runs from base 331 to 6264 and encodes 1977 amino acids. The transcript is spliced from 32 exons. The record is from RefSeq and is a predicted model, not a curated record. Gene Ontology annotation, molecular function: semaphorin receptor activity; protein binding. Gene Ontology annotation, cellular component: semaphorin receptor complex. NCBI's taxonomy places the organism in Eukaryota, Metazoa, Chordata, Lepidosauria, Squamata, Cordylidae.
GGCAGAGCCAUCCAUGAAGGAAAUGGCAAUGUGAAAAGGGAAGCCCGCAGGAGCCUUCCGGGAAUUGCUGGUGCCAGUCUGGAGUCAGAAGGGAGCGAGGUGGGCAAAGAAGAGCCGGCAAGACCAUUGGCCAGCUGAGAGCCCAGCUGGGCAGCCAGCCGCACGGGGGCUUCGGCGGCGGCAUGACUGGCUGACGGACUUGACUGGCUGGCUGGCAGGCUGAAGGAAGGCAGCGCGAGGAAGGAGCCGAUCCGAGGGAGAGCCGGGAGCGACUUUCGGAAUACAGAUACAUGCCAGCGGUGGCGACGGACUUGCCGCGGAUGGCCAUGAAUGCCGGCUCUGUGUGGAUUACCUCUCCGUAAUUCCCAGGAGGAGGGGGGGGGAGGAGUGGCGGAGAGAAACUGGGAGCCCCCCCUCCCCACCGGGGGAAAGAGGCGCGCGUCGUUCUUGAGCGUGGAACCAUGUGAGGAACUCUGCUGCGGCAGCAAGAGACACACACAGGGAGUUUUGAGGUUCACACUCCCUUUCCUCUUUGCUCCGCACCGCAGGAUGGAACAGAGAAAGAUAUGGCUUCGGAUAUGGGACUCCGAUGAGUGGUCAGUGCCCUGGGCGUUUCUUUUCUUGGUUUUAUGUUCAUGGAAUGUCACAAGCACUCCUAUCUAUAAUACUUUUCACUCUGAGAAUCGCGAUUGGACUUUUAACCACUUGACUGUCCAUCAGUCCACUGGAGCAGUCUACGUGGGGGCAAUCAAUCGGGUUUACAAGCUGUCUAGAAAUUUGACCAUCUUGGUAGCUCACAAGACGGGGCCUGAGGAGGACAACAAGUCCUGCUACCCACCACUCAUUGUGCAGCCCUGCACAGAGAUCCUGACACUCACAAACAAUGUUAACAAGCUGCUGAUAAUUGAUUACUCAGAAAAUAGACUGUUGGCCUGCGGGAGUCUCUACCAGGGAGUCUGUAAGCUGCUGAGACUGGAUGACCUCUUCAUACUGGUGGAACCAUCUCACAAGAAAGAGCACUACCUUUCGAGUGUUAACAAGACUGGCACAAUGUAUGGAGUUAUAGUUCGCUCUGAGGGUGAGGAUGGGAAGCUUUUCAUUGGUACAGCGGUGGAUGGCAAGCAGGAUUACUUCCCGACCCUCUCCAGCCGCAAACUGCCCCGUGACCCAGAGUCAUCAGCCAUGUUGGAUUAUGAGCUCCACAGUGACUUUGUUUCAUCACUCAUCAAAAUCCCCUCUGACACGUUGGCCCUAGUCUCUCAUUUUGACAUCUUCUAUAUCUAUGGAUUUGCCAGUGGCAAUUUUGUUUAUUUUUUGACUGUCCAGCCUGAGACCCCUGAGGGUGUGUCAAUCAACUCGGCAAGUGACCUCUUCUAUACAUCUCGAAUUGUGCGUCUCUGCAAGGAUGACCCCAAGUUCCACUCCUAUGUCUCUCUGCCUUUUGGCUGUGUCAAGGGCGAUGUGGAGUAUCGCCUCCUACAGGCUGCCUACAUUUCCAAGCCAGGAGAGGUGUUGGCCAGGUCUCUCAAUAUCACUGCCCAGGAUGAUGUCCUUUUUGCCAUAUUCUCCAAGGGGCAAAAGCAAUUUCAUCAACCCCCUGACGACUCAGCUCUUUGCAUCUUCCCCAUCCGUGCUAUCAAUGGCCAAAUUAAGGAACGCCUUCAGUCUUGCUACCAGGGGGAAGGCAACCUGGAACUCAACUGGCUGCUAGGGAAAGAUGUUCAAUGUACCAAGGCGCCAGUCCCAAUAGAUGAUAACUUCUGUGGGCUGGAUAUUAACCAGCCACUUGGAGGAUCCAUACCAGUAGAGGGGGUGACCCUUUACACAUCCAGCCGUGAUCGGAUGACUUCUGUCACUUCAUAUGUCUACAAUGGCUACAGUGUGGUAUUUGUGGGGACCAAGAGCGGCAAGCUGAAGAAGAUCCGAGCAGAUGGACCUCCUCAUGGUGGUAUUCAGUACGAAAUGAUGCCAAUUUUCAAGGAUGGGAGUCCUAUACUUCGUGACAUGGCCUUCUCUACAGAUCAUAAUUACCUCUAUGUCAUGUCAGAGAGACAGGUGUCCCAGGUUCCUGUUGAAUCCUGUGAACAGUACACAACCUGUGGAGAAUGUCUAAGCUCAGGAGAUCCUCACUGCGGUUGGUGUGCUCUGCAUCAUACGUGUUCCCGAAGGGACAAGUGUGAGCGAGCAGACGAACCCUACCGAUUUGCAGCCAACAUCAACCAGUGCAUGAGUAUCAUUGUGCAACCCAGCAGCAUCCCGGUUUCUGAGCAUAGCCUUCCACUCAGCUUGUUGGUGAGUGAUGCACCUGACCUGUCAAGUGGUAUCAUUUGUGUAUUUGGAAACCUCACUGAAGUAGAAGGCCAGGUAUCGGGCAACCAGAUUGUGUGCAUUUCACCAGCAUCUAAGGAUGUUCCUGCCAUACCUCUGGACCAGGAUUGGUUUGGAAUCGAGCUGCUGCUGAAAUCCAAAGAGACAGGCAAGAUGUUUGUCAGCACCGAAUUCAAGUUCUAUAACUGCAGUGCCCAUCAACUGUGCCUCUCUUGUGUGAACAGUGCUUUUCGCUGCCACUGGUGUAAAUAUCGCAACCUCUGCACUCAUGAUCCCACAACAUGCUCAUUUCAGGAGGGGCGGAUCAAUGUUUCUGAGGAUUGUCCACAGCUGUUUCCUACAGAAGAGAUUCUGAUACCUGUGGGUGAGGUGAAACCCAUCACUCUGAAGGCUAGAAAUUUGCCCCAACCUCAGUCUGGUCAGCGUGGCUAUGAGUGUGUCCUCAACAUUCAAGGUGUGAUUCAUCGGGUUCCUGCUCUUCGCUUCAAUAGCUCAAGUGUCCAGUGCCAGAACAGUUCGUAUCAAUAUGAUGGAAUGGACAUGAGUAGUUUAGCAGUAGAUUUUGCUGUGGUUUGGAAUGGAAACUUCAUUAUUGACAACCCAGAAGAUUGGAAAGUUCAUCUGUACAAAUGUGCAGCCCAGCGGGAAAGCUGUGGGUUGUGCUUGAAAGCAGACCAGAAAUUUGAAUGUGGUUGGUGCACUGGAGAAGGGAAGUGCACUCUGCGUCAGCACUGCUCCUCCCCUAAUGGUGGAUGGGGAAGGUGGCUUGACUGGUCAAGCAGGAAUGUCAAAUGCUCCAACCCACGUAUCACUGAGAUUCUCACAGUAUCAGGCCCACCAGAAGGAGGAACACGAGUGACAAUUCGUGGAGUUAACCUUGGCCUGGACUUCUCUGAGAUUGCCCACAAUGUGCAAGUGGCUGGUGUGGAAUGUGUUCCAUUGGAAGAGCAGUAUAUCAUUGCUGAGCAAAUUGUGUGUGAGAUGGGGCAAGCUGAGCCCGGAAUCAGCUCUGGCCCUGCACUCCUCUGCAUCGGGGAGUGCAAGUCAGAAUUCGUGGCCAAGUCUGCACAGCAUUUCACAUUUGUGAAUCCUGCAGUGAGCUCCCUGAGUCCAAGCCGUGGGCCAGAGUCAGGAGGGACUAUGGUGACCAUCACUGGCCAUUUUCUGGGUGCUGGCAGUAGUGUGUCGGUGUUGCUGGGUAACCAGACCUGCGAAUAUUAUGGGAGGUCCAUGAACGAGAUUGUUUGCGUUUCUGCCCCUUCUACUCAUGGCCUGGGCUCUGUGCACAUCUCAGUCAGUGUGGAUCGGGCAAAGCUAGAGAGUAUGUUGCAGUUUGAAUACAUUGAUGACCCCAAAGUUCAACGCAUUGAGCCUGAAUGGAGCAUAGCCAGUGGCCACACACCUCUGACUGUCACAGGGUCCAACCUGGAUGUCAUACAGGAACCCAGAAUCCGUGUGAGGUACAAUGGCAAGGAGUCUGUCAAUAUCUGUAAAGUUGUGAACACAACCACCCUGACAUGUCUGGCUCCCUCCCUCACUCCGGAGUAUCGACCUGGCUUGGAUGCUGUUGAACGACCUGAUGAGUUUGGCUUCAUUUUUAACAACGUUCAGUCCUUGCUGAUUUACAAUGACACCAAGUUUAUCUAUUACCCAAACCCUACCUUUGAGCUCCUCAGUACCACUGGUGUGUUGGAUCAGAAGCCAGGAUCACCCAUCAUCCUGAAGGGUAAAAAUCUGUGUCCACCUGCCUCUGGUGGAGCAAAGCUGAAUUACACUGUUCUGAUUGGGGAAACACCAUGUGCUGUCACCGUCUCUGAGACCCAGCUGCUGUGUGAGCCUCCAAAUCUCACCGGACAACAUAAAGUUAUGGUGCAUGUAGGUGGCAUCGUCUUCUCCCCUGGUUUAGUGAAUGUGAUCUCAGACAGCCUGCUGACCUUGCCAGCUAUUGUCAGCAUUGCAGCUGGAGGCAGCCUUCUUCUCAUCAUAGUCAUCAUUGUCCUCAUCGCCUACAAGCGCAAGUCCCGUGAAAAUGAUCUCACCCUCAAGAGAUUACAGAUGCAGAUGGACAACCUGGAGUCUCGAGUGGCCCUUGAAUGCAAAGAAGCUUUUGCAGAACUGCAGACAGACAUCAAUGAGUUAACCAGUGACUUGGACCGCUCGGGAAUCCCGUACCUUGACUAUCGCACAUAUGCCAUGCGGGUCCUCUUCCCUGGCAUUGAGGAUCACCCUGUCCUGCGUGAAUUAGAGGUCCAAGGGAAUGGGCAGCAGAAUGUUGAAAAGGCCUUGAAGCUCUUUGCUCAGCUGAUCAACAACAAGGUCUUUCUGUUGACAUUCAUCCGGACCCUGGAGAUGCAGCGAAGCUUCUCCAUGCGCGACCGUGGCAAUGUGGCUUCCCUCAUCAUGACAGGUCUUCAGGGAAAGCUGGAAUAUGCCACUGAUGUCCUGAAGCAGUUGCUGUCUGAUCUUAUUGAAAAGAACUUGGAGAACAAGAAUCACCCGAAGCUGCUUCUGCGCAGGACCGAGUCAGUGGCUGAGAAGAUGUUGACUAAUUGGUUUGCUUUCCUUCUCCACAAAUUUCUAAAGGAAUGUGCUGGAGAGCCGCUCUUCAUGCUGUACUGCGCCAUCAAGCAACAGAUGGAGAAAGGCCCAAUUGAUGCUAUUACGGGGGAGGCACGUUACUCCCUGAGCGAGGACAAGCUGAUCCGGCAGCAGAUUGAGUACAAAACUCUAAUAUUGAACUGUGUGAAUCCUGACAAUGAGAACAGUCCUGAGAUUCCUGUGAAGGUGCUGAAUUGUGAUACCAUCACUCAAGUAAAAGAGAAGAUUCUAGAUGCAGUGUAUAAAAAUGUCCCAUACUCACAAAGGCCACGAGCUGUCGACAUGGAUUUGGAGUGGCGCCAGGGCCGAAUAGCACGUGUGGUCCUUCAGGAUGAAGACAUCACCACCAAGAUUGAGGGUGACUGGAAGCGGUUAAACACCCUGAUUCAUUAUCAGGUGUCUGAUCGCUCUGUGGUUGCCCUCGUUCCCAAGCAGACCUCUUCCUACAACAUUCCCACCUCUGCCAGCAUAUCACGGACCUCAAUUAGCAGAUAUGCUUCUUUUUCCUCUUGCCCAGAUUCCACAUUUCGGUACACAGGCAGCCCAGACAGCCUUCGCUCCAGGGCACCCAUGAUUACCCCAGACCUAGAGAGCGGAGUGAAAGUCUGGCACUUAGUCAAGAACCAUGAUCAUGGUGACCAGAAGGAGGGUGAUCGGGGCAGUAAGAUGGUGUCAGAAAUCUACCUGACCAGACUGCUAGCUACAAAGGGUACGCUGCAAAAAUUUGUGGAUGAUUUGUUUGAGACCUUGUUCAGCACUGUGCACCGAGGCAGCGCUCUCCCACUGGCCAUCAAAUACAUGUUUGAUUUCCUGGAUGAGCAAGCAGAUAAGCAUGGCAUCCAUGACACAGAUGUGAGGCACACCUGGAAGAGCAACUGCCUUCCUCUCCGUUUCUGGGUGAAUGUAAUUAAAAACCCACAGUUUGUCUUCGACAUUCAUAAGGGAAGUAUCACGGAUGCCUGUCUCUCAGUCGUGGCUCAGACAUUUAUGGAUUCGUGUUCCACCUCAGAGCACCGCCUGGGCAAGGACUCCCCCUCCAACAAACUGCUCUAUGCCAAGGACAUACCCAGCUAUAAGAGCUGGGUAGAGAGGUAUUAUGCAGAUAUUGCAAAACUCCCAGCCAUCAGUGACCAAGACAUGAAUGCCUACCUCGCAGAACAGUCACGCCUGCAUGCUGUUGAUUUCAACAUGCUGAGUGCGCUCAAUGAAAUCUACUCCUAUGUCAGCAAAUACAGUGAAGAGAUUAUCGGGGCUCUGGAGCAAGAUGAGCAGGCGCGCCGGCAGCGCUUGGCAUACAAAGUAGAACAGCUUAUUGGUGCCAUGUCUAUGGAGAGCUGAAGAAAGGAGCUGGAACUCCUAGAACAAAGGAAGGAAGUGCUCACCACAAAGACUUCCAGGAGUUAAGAGUAAGAACUGGCAAGGAGGCCGCUGGGAACAUACCUGAAGUACUGUGACAACCUCCAAAAAGAAGCUGAAGUUGGUCCAAAUACUUAGCUCAAAAAUUACUCAUCAUAAUUCCAGUUGAAAGGACAGAAGAAAACCAACAGCAGCAAUGCUUCUCACAACCCGGUUGGAUCAGCCAAGAAGUUCAGCUCCUCAAGUUUGUCUACCUAGAAAGAUCUUGGGAAGCUUAGAUUCCUCCAUGACUGCUGCUUUGCAUGAAAGUUGUUUGAUGUAUAUUAGGAGAUUAAAAGAAAAAUGCUAUUUAAUUUUUUUUCUUUUUUUAAAGAAAAAGGAAAGAAAGAAGAAGAAAUAAAUGUAACAAAAACCACAGUGGCCACAUCAAAUACCCUGUUACAAAGAUUCUGCUGCACACAAUGCCCCUCCUCUUUCAUGAGGCCCCUAUUGUUCAUGGCUCAGAUGGAUGGUUUUUGAGUGGAUGCUCGCACUGUUGGGAAUCUUUAAAAACUUCCUUAUUCCUCUUCCUGGGAACUUACAGAAAAUCCCACGAGCACAAAUUUGCACCAAACCUUUUUAAACAAAGGGAGAUAACCAGUGCAGUUGAGGAAGAAGGCCAGCAAACUGCAUCUGCAAGAGGAACUUAGCUGAAAUGUACCUGAGUGGAAAAGCCAUUUGGUCAUUCAACCCAUCUGUCUUGAAAUCCAUCUUUAGCUAUGUAUUUAUACAGUAUGCAUUUUUUAAAAAGAAAAACCCUAUUUACCAUUAGAGGGGCACUAUAUAUAUAUUUUUAAAGUCCUUCAUUCCUUGUCUACUUCAACACAAAAUGCCACCCUGUUGCAAAGAUUCCUCCUAUUUCUGUGCACUUGAAAAUUAUGUUCCUGAGGAAUGUCCUGUCCUUUUGAAGCUAAGGAAGCUGUGAGUCAUUUAAAUUGAAACUGGUGCAUCAUGGGCUUCUGCAGGUGCAAUUUGUGUAAAAACUAAUUGGCUUUUGUAGUUGCUUGGAGUGUGGGUUGUUUAGCUUUUUGGUUUGUUUGUUUCUCCUAGUCACUAUGUGAUUUCUUGCAGUAAAAAAAAAAAUGUUUACAGCAAGCAAUACUUGAACAGUGUAGAGCUAGUGAGUCAACAUAUUUAUUGCUUUCCUGUGCUGGAUUCUCUGCUUAUGCGAUCAGGAAAAAUGGCAUUUGCAUUUUUCUCACACCAUAUGCAAGGUCAUUCAAAGGUCAAGCAUAAGACUUCUGUGUCCAUUGGGAGAGUGAGGCAAGGAGGGACCUUCUCUCUAGAUAAAUGGAAAUGGCAUACACUACAUGGUGGUUAAUGCCUAUUGUCUUUGUCUCUGUCCACUUGUCUUGUCUUAGGUUAGGUUUCCCAGCAGCCCAUUUCUUAGCAAUCAGUGGAAGGCUGAUGUCUGUGAGUUGUUGUUCCUUAAAAAAAAAAAAAAAAAAAGACCAAAGCUUUCUUGUCCUUUUCAAGAGUGCCAAGUAGCAGGUGGGAUGCUGUAAAUAUUUCUCUCUGUAAUAAAUAUUGAUAUUUGUGCAGGCUGCAGUUAAGAGGGGUGAUUAGGGGGCAAGGCGAUUAAGCCUAAUGGAAGGCAGGAUAUCGACCAGUUUCGGACCAUGUGACUAGAAUCCAAAUCAGAUUUGAUAGGAAGAAUGGUUUCCUCAACUGAAAUCUAGGAAGGGCUGGUUUUACCACCGACCUUCUGCAUGAUGCUUCUGAGCAUAUCAGUUUCUCCAGAGUUGGUACCAUUUUUCUGCACAAGGCAGUUGUCUAUGGUUGUUAACAGCUGCUCAGAAUGGAAUCAGUAGAUGUUUUAGCUUCUCAGGUAUAGGUUGCCAGGGCAGCAGUACUGAAGGCCUCAAGAAGUUGAGGGUGAGUGGAUUUCAAGGAGCAACCAUUUUACUGUAUUGUAUAGUUAUUCAGAAGAGGAAAGUUUUAGAAGGUCUGUGCUCCUGCCCUCCAUCUUCUGCACCUAUGUUAUCUAUGAUAUCUCCUGAAGCUAUCCUUCCACAUCAUCCAUUUUCCAAUGCCAGAUUCAGAUUUAAGAAAUACUCAAGAAGGGACAGUUACCCAACAUUGACUAGCCAGUCACAGUAUCGAUGAGAAGUAUAUAGAGAAGUAGCUAUAUAGCAGAAUAGAUGCUUCAUGUCAUCAGUGACCUGUACGUGUGUGUAUCAUCAGCCAUAAUGUCACAGGACCACAUUCUCACCUUCCAGUACACACCAGUCCUAUUUCCCUUUCAGGGCCUACAAUAGGCAGUAGGUGAGUGGGUUGCACUUUGAAUUACCUACUCUGUGAGAAUCCCUGAUUUUGUACUUUCUAAUCAUUAUCCUCCUGAAUGCUGCCAGCAAAGGGAUAAAGAAAAGGAGCAACUUGCUGCUUUAAUUAUAAUUCAUUAAAAGCUGUGCCAAGCCCACUUUCCCCCUGAUAAUUCACUUUCAUAAGUUUCCCUGGGCCCUAUUAAUAGCCUGAAAGAAAUACUAAUGACUGACCUUGUGCAAUAAGCCAAAGCCUUUGACAUUCACAGCAGCCAAAGCUUUGCAGCCAAAAAGCUCUGAUUUACAUUGACUUGGCAGGAGCAGGGACAGGAGCCAAAUGCAGGAAGCAUCUCCAAAGAGGAGCAGCCUGGUUUCAGGAGAGUUUCCUCUUUAUCUUCUGGCAAGGUGGUGAAUUUGACUGCUAAGGCAGAUUUGUCUCCUUGAUCCCAAACUUAAUUGAUGUAGGUGAUAAGUUUAACAGCCAAUUUUUGUGAGAAGAAUUUUCAUUUCACCCAAUUACAGGCACUUCACAAUUAGACCAUGUUAGGUCCCCUUCAGUGCGCUUCCAUUUUUGUCAGGUUUUACUGUGGUGACAGAUGGGCUAUAUAGCUGUAGCUUCAGCCUCCCAAAUUAAGGCUGCAUCCAGCCUACCAUUUCUUAUAUCACUAGUCAGAAGUGAAGGAAGAGGGUAACUUGCAAAAGACAUACCAACUAGUAAGGGUGGGUAGUCACUGCAGCUACUGUUUUGGAUUGUGCCACCCAUACCAAUUUUGCUAGUUUGGACUCUUUGCAAACAUCACAAGGAUUGACAGAGGUCUUAUGGGCUUGCAGGGUUUAGCAUGCUGAUUCAGGCACAUGCUGUCUAGAAGUACUCACUAACUAGGACCAUGGCUUCUUACCAUCACGGUUUUCAACAACAGAUUGACAUCUAUGUAUAGAGUUUUUAAGGCUGGAAGGGAUCUCCUGCACAGUUACACUUCAUCUAGUGUUUUCUGCAUUCUGGUUGGCUAGAACUCACCUUAAGCUGAACUGGAAAUCCAAGUUAUCAUAUUUUUCUUGCUCUGUAAUUAGAUGCACAUGGGAACUAAAAGGCAACCAAAGUGUCUAGUGACUGCAUGGCCUGGCUCAUGGAUGACUCAAGUGUUGUGGGAUCAGUCCCAAGUGUUUUCUUUGGAAAGCAGCUAGCCUUGAGCAUUUAGAAGCCAUAGCAAUUGCCUUAGGUGACAUUAUACCCUGUCUGUGUCUCUUUCCCCUGAUGUUCAAGUCCCAGUCUGCCCUGUUUCAGGUGUUUUCACAUCAAAGCUAAGGACGUCAUUUCUGGAAUUUCUGUGCCUCACACUGCUGUUUAAAUAAUUCCAUUUAAUCUUCUCCUGAUGAGUGCUAUCCAGAGCCAUCAAAGAGCCUACUGCAAGAAGGAGUGAUGUGCUAAUCAAAUGAUUCUUUCCUUUGAAGGCCUUUUUUUUUUAAUCCAUCUUGUUAGCACACUUGCCUGCCCUGCUAUACUUUUCCCCCCUUCAGCACUAAAAUCCUGCAGCCACUUCACUUGCCAGAGCAAUGAGCCUUUGUCUAUCUAGUAUCAUCUGAAACAUGGCCUGCAAGCAUUUAGAAGAGGUAAACAGCUAAACUGCUGCACUACACUGAGAUUAGCCUCUGGCCAAAUUAACAACUGGCAUGGUAGAGAAGUGUUGGAAAUUGCAUUGCUUUCCUGUUGCUAGUGGGAUAUACUCUUGGCAAAAGUAGUUAAGGGUGCUUUACCUCAUUAAGAUUAACAGAGGUCUUCCUCUUACCCAGGAAAAUGUUGUGAUAUCGGCUGGCAAGCUGCCAUGCUGUCCCUGUGGUGGGAUACCUUUUGUUUGCCAGUAAGAAAAUCCCAUGCAACACCUAGCAUCUGUGUUACAGCUUCAUACCUUUAAAUAGAUCCUUUUUAUGAAAAUGGAGCAUUGGUUCACUUACCGUGAAGGCUUCUUCUGGUUGCUGGGGCCAAAGACAUCUCCAUGGGUUAUACUCCCCCCGAGCUCCUAGGCAGGACAGUUCUGAUUUGCUGAUAAAAAAGAAUGCCUACUCAAGGGGGGUAACCCCACCCCAGUUCUUUUGAGCCAAGUUACGUAAGGUAUUAAAACAGACAAGGUAUAACAAUAGAAAAAAUAGGAAGAAGAGAAAACCUGAGGACUCAACGUGGACCCCAAAACAGAGUGUUGAGAAUCACCCUAAGAGUCCAGAUGGCAACAGCAGUCUUCCAGAUCCUUAAUUAUCAGGUCUAUCCCAGAAUAAGAAUUUUGGAUGCCUAAAAGAUGGUUUUCCAGGAACAGACAAGCGCGCCAAACCGGGUGGGCCGAAAUGUCCUUGGCCCCAGCAGCCAGAAGAAGUCUUCACGGUAAGUUAACCAAUGCUCCAUUCUCUGUUGCUGGGGCCAAGGACAUCUCCAUGGGACAUACCACAGCUUGUACACCACUCAGGGUGGGAGCGCUCUUGUCUAUUCCUGGGGAAGCACCUGCUGUAAGACCCUUCUACCAAAUGCAGCCUGAGCUGAGGCGUGAGAGUCAAUCUUGCAGUGUCUUGUAAAGGUCGAUGAACUUCACGUUGCUGCCCUGCAAAUGUCCUGUACUGGUGCAUUUGUGAAGAAAGCAGCUGAAGUCACUUCUGCCCGAGUAGAGUGGGCAACCAAGGAGGCCUAAGGAGCUGGACCUCGUAUGUCAAAGAUAUGCAUGCCUUGAUCCGUCUUGCGAUUGUAGAUGAUGAAACUGCUAUUCCCAUGAAUCUCGGAAGGAACGAGAUCACGACACGAACAGGGUAUCAGUGACUCUGAAUGAUGCUGAUCUUUCUAUGUAUGUCUUGAGACAGUGACGCAUGUCUAACUUGUGCCACUGCAUCUUUUUGGUAUGCACUGGAUUGGGGCAGAAGGACGGAAGGAAGAUGUCCUGAGAUUGGUGGAAAGUUGAGGCCACCUUAGUUCUUACAAAUGGAUCCGGAAUGAGGCAGAUAGAGUCCUUUUGGAAAAUGCAAAAGGAUUUGUGAGCUGACAGUGCCUGCAACUCUGAGAUGCGCCUCACAGAGGUGAUGGCAAUUAGAAAGGCUAAAUUAAACGACAAAAUUCUUAUAGGUAUUUUUGCUAUAGGCUCAAAAGGAUGAAAUUGUAAUGCCUUUAAUACAAUGUGUAAGUCCCAUGUUGGAAAUCUAUGGACAGUUGGUGGAGACAGCAAGGUUGCUCUCUCAAAAAAAUGCCUCAGGUGAUGAUGAGUCUGCAGUUCUUUUUGGAAAUGCCUGCAAUGAGGCCGACUAAUGAAGAUGAUUGCCGCUUCAGGGUAUUUGGUUUUAGACCUUUUUCCAGCCCGUCCUGUAAAAAUUGCAACAGGUGUUGUAGAGUAGCACCACCUCUAAGGAUUGAAUGGUGUGUCAUGUAUCCAUCUCAGGAAGGCCCUCCAUGUGUAUUGGUAAAUUCUAUUUGUGAAGGAUCUGUGUGACGCCAACAUAGUCUCAAGCACCCUAUCGGAGUAACCCUGUUGGCUCAGAACUCGCUGCUCAGUUUCCAAGCGGCAAGCCGUAACCAACCCUGGUUGGGAUGCUGUACCAGUCCCUGAGUGAGCAUAUCCCAAGACACUGGGAGAAACCAUGGCUCUUUGGUGGCAAAAUGUAGAAGUUCCGGGAACUUGGGCCAAAAUGGAGCCACUAGAAUAACGCUUGCUCCUGGCAGACUUAUUCUUCUUAGCACCCUGGCCAACAGUGACAUUGGUGGAAAAGCACAGAGUAGUCUUUCCGGCCAUGGGCUUGACAGAGCAUCUAUAUCUUCUGUUCCUGAGCAGGGAAACCUCACCAAGAACCUUGGGAGUUUUGAGUUUAUUGGAGUUGUGAACAAGUCCAUAAUUGGCAGCCCCAUUCAUCUUGUAAUCCAUUUGAAAAUCUGGGGGCUUAUUGCCCAUUCUCCUGGCAUCAGUUCCUCCCAAUUCAACCAGCCGGCCAGCUAGUUUUGAUCCCCCUUCACGUGAUGGGCUGUCAAGGAGCUGAGGUUUUCUUCCGCCCAGCCGAUCAGAAGUACUGAUUCCUGGUGAAGUGACUUUGAGCGUGUUCCGCCCUGUCGGUUCACGUGGGCUUUUGCCAUUGUAUUGUCUGUUCUUACAAGCACGUGUCUAUUCUGCAGAGUCUGAUGGAACGCUACCAGAGCUAGCCGAAUGGCUUUCAGUUCUAGCCAGUUUAUACUGUGAUCUCUCUCCUGUUGAGACCACAUUCCCUGGGUUGAAAAGUGCAUGCAGUGUGCCCCCCAGCCCCUGUUGCUGGCAUCUGUAGUUAAUACGAUCCUUGGUGGAUCCAGAAACUCUGCCUUGUAGAAGGUUUUGAGGGACCAGCCACCAAUUGAGGGACUUAUGGACUUGUGGUGGUAGGUGUAGUUCCACUCUUUUCUUCUAUGCAAUGGCCAGCUGGUGUGGUAGCAGGAACCACUGCAGAGUUCUUAAAUGGAAUCGUACCCCUAGGACCACUUCCAAUGCUGCAACCUUUAGUCCCAGGAUUCUUGCCAAUGCUGUGAGCAGUACUGCUGGUGUUGCUAGAGCUUGUCUGAUUUCCGAGGUGAUGGUUCAAUACUGAUCUUGUGGUAGAAACAAACGGUCCUUUUCCGUGUCUAUCACCACCCCGAGGUGUUGGAGUUUCUAUGUUGGAGUUGGCUCUUUUCCUGGUUGAUUAAGAAUCCGUGUUCUUCCAGGGCUAGCAGAGUUGUCCCCAAGUUGCGCAGAGCGGUUUGUUUUCAGUGUGACUGGAGAAAGAGAUCAUCUAGCAAUAUGAAUAUCCAGACUCCCUGUAAGCGUAGAUGGGCGAGCAGUGCCAGCACCCUUGAGAACACGCGGGGAGCCGAUGAAAGUCCAAAUGGGAGUGCUGCAUAUUGGUAAUGACAACCCACAUACUUAAACCUGAGAAGGUUCUGGCUGCUCUGAAGAAUGGGGAUAUGGAGAUAUGCCUCCUUUAAAUCUAUGGAAGUCAUAACAUCCAGAUAGUGAAGAGCUUCUGACACUGAUCACAGUAUCUCCAACCUGAAACACUCUCGCUUGAACCAUUUGUUCAGGUACUUUAGGUCCAAAACCGCUUGUCUUGACCCAUCCUUUUGUGAGAUGGUAAACAAGAUAAUGCCCCCUCCCUCUUGAUGGCCUGGGACUGGUUCCACUGCUCCGAUAUCUUCCAAGUGUCAGAUUGCUUUUAGAAGCUCUGCAUGUUUGAUAAAAGAGCGAGAGCAGGGAGUUGCGAGAAACCUGUGGAGGGGAAGGGCGUCCAGUUCUAUCUUAUACCCAUGUUGGAUAACAUCUGUCCAUGGUGGAGGAUUCCCAUCUGUCCAUGGUGGAGGAUUCCCAAGCGUGGUAAUGAUUGGACAGGUGGCCUCCCAGUUUGACCAUCUCUAAGCCAUUGCUGAGGCUUGAACUAUUUUGUGGGAAUGUCUGCUUGUAGUUGCCAGUGCCUCUGUAGGUACCAUGUUGAUGGUUCCAGGAUCCCCUUUGACUUCUGAAAUCUCUUUCCCAGCCCCUGCAGAACUGGAAUCCUCAAAAGAGCUGCGAUUGCUGGAAGGACCUCUUAAAAACUAAACUUUCUGGCUUAUGUGGCGCCGAAGGCAUGGUCUUCCUUUUGUCCUUGGAUACCACCAGAACAUCUUUGAGGGCAGUCUCCCCAAACAGUUUGGUGCUGUCAUAUGCCACUGUGGUCAGGUUGUUCUUUGAUGUAGCAUCUACUUGCCAAUUCUUCAACCAUAGAUGCCUUCUUCCAACUACCAAUGCUGCUGAUGCACAUGAAGAAAAUCUAAUUAAGUCCAAGGUUGCAUCAGCCACAAGUGCUUGCAUCUUCUGUAUUUUCACCAGUUGUUGUCUCAUCUUGAUAGGGUCAGAAGCAGGUUCAUUAAGCAGAUUGCCUACCCAUAAGAGGGAGGCUCUUGCCACCAUGGAGGCUGCCACAGUGAUGCACAUGGAUAAGGAAGAAUUAUCAUGAACCCUUUUAAACGCCAAUUCUGCCUUCUUAUCUGCAGGGUCUCUCAAAGGUACUUCUCCAUCUUUCGGCACCAAAGAUCCAGACACUAGUUGUGCUAUGGGGGCAUCUGCAUUUGGAGUUUUUAACAGAUCUGUUAUCUCUUGUUGAAAGGAAUAAAAGUGGUUAGCCACAGCCAUCGGCUUUCUAUUUGUGGCAGGCAGUAGCUAUUCUUGUUUAACCGCUUCAGAAAAUACUUCUGGCAUGGGUAAAAGCAUGUCCCUAGGCUUUGACCUGGGAAAACCCAGGUCCCCUUUGUCAGAUGGUGCGGGGUCCAAGUUCGCUUUUGCUUGGAGUAAUAUUGCAUUAAUAACCCUUGUCAUAAGAGAAUUAAAGUCAUCUGACACAACCAAGUGCUGAGAGACAUUCGCAGGUUCAGUAUUCCCCCCCUCCCCCAUUCCCCCUCUUCCUUGUCAGGUUGGCAUCAUUGUUAUGGUUGUUCUCACCAGGUUCACCUAUUUCCUCCUCAGGAUCAGCCUCACAAUCAGUGACCGGAUUUGUCCCAAAUCUUUGGGUUUUUUGCUUAGCAAGGGUCUAGGGUUAAGCACCUCGGGGUCCCCAGACUCUUGUUCAGAGGCCUCAGAGGAGUGUAAUGUCUUAGAUUUACUUUUUGAAUGUUUAGACCCCUUUUGUUUUUUAAGCUGUUUCUUUUUGCUAGUUGCCUUUUUGGGUGGAGGGCUGGCAGAUUCAGAGGAAGAGGAGCUAUCAGUAGAAGAAUACUCCCUCCUCCUUUUCUUUGAUCUUUUUUCUCUUUUAUGAGGCCUGACCUGACGUAUAGUAUCAAUGACUGCAUUUUUAAACCAGGGUAUUUUAAAAUAUCCUUCCAUUCCAUGCUGUCAUAGUUAAUGUUAAGGUCAUUUAAGUCACUGAUUCAGAAACCUGGCCAUAGGACAACUGGUUUUUGCUCUCUGCCAAAGUGAUGGGAGGGGUCCCAUUUGUUUCCAGCAAUGGCUACUUCUCUAUAAUGAGGCCUACCUGUGGGCAGUUUAUUUGAGCAGUCCAAUUCACCAACUUCAUUUUAAGUGAACCGAGUUUACAAUAUAUCCUCUGACCUAAACAACUGCCCCAAAGCUGUGGCAGCCCAAUAAAAAGGUACCGGGCAAACUCUAGACCAGGGAUUCUCAACGUUGGGUCCCCAGAUGUUAUUGGACUCCAACUCCCAUAAUCCCCAGCCACAGUGGCCUCUGGUUGGGGAUUAUUGGAGCUGAAGUCCAAUAACAUCUGGGGACCCAAUGUUGAGAAUCCCUGCUCUAGACCAUCUAAAAGGUCCCAUGCACACGCUAGCCUAUUCAGUCCUUUACUAAAGUGGCUGGCCGACAUUCUGUGCAAUGGAACGCCGGCAUUAGGAGCUUGCCGGAACUGCUGCGUAAUGUGGAAGCAUAAUGUGCUGCGUAAUGUGCCUUGAUGGUGCAGAAUGACUUAAAACAGCUUCUGGGCAGUUAUUUUAGGUCCUUCCACACAGUCAUGCUACAUCAUCAGGGCUGCCUUUCAUGUUAUGCAGCAGGCCCAGUGGAUCUCUACACCAGCUGUGCCAACCCACUGCCCAGAAUGUCAGCCACUGCCCAGUCAAGGCUUCUUAUGGAAGGGGCCCUAUUUGGUCACAAGACCGACUCUAGAGCCAGCUAUAUUCUGCUUUAAGUAAGCAACCUUCACUUCUGUGAAUAACUGUUCAGACAUUUGUGGGGUAGUGACUAGAAAGAGCCUGUCUGGGUGCCUCCUCUUAGAGAUCAGCAGCCUCCAUCUUGAUACUUCUAUCUGGAUUUGAAGCAACAGAGGAAGGGUCAUGGUGACAGGCCUUUGUUGCCUUUGCUUACCAUUUUGUUGAACUCUUUUUCGUGGAAUUAUGCUUGGAGGCACAAGGAAUCUAUCAAAAUGACUGUCCACAGCAAUGGUAUAUUUGUUUUAGUGUCACUUUUUGAGGUUCGGUAGUAGGCCCAGCUAUACUUCUCUUGUUUUCUCUGUUACUGUUUUGUCAUGUAUAGAGCCAGAACAAAACAGUAAGGAGUCAGGUUUGGCUGAAACAGUAACAGUUUAGAUCCAAAUUCAGAUUGACCACAUGGAAACUUAACAGGAAGACUACUUCAGUCAAAUAAUUUGCCUGUGUAUGUUCCCUUGAAUGAGUGGAAUUUGUUGUAGAACUGAGAACAUCCCCAGGUGGCUCCUGUUGGUGGAAACUCUUAUUUCAGUGACCUGAAUAAGCUUGGGGAGGUGGGGGGGGGAGAUAGAAUGAGUGGAUACUGAACCCUGGGGGAAGAGGACAGAGAGGCAGGAUUGGUUGUAGAAGGAUAAAUAACCAACAUGAAAGAGCCAUUUAAACUCCAGUAGAGCUGGAGUUUAUCAGAUUUCAGUAUUCAAUCUGUAUCAUAAAUCACAAGCCAGUAACAAUACAGAGAGCCAUCAUACUGUAUAUAUUUACUUGCUAGUUAGCACUAGGUGAGCAGUUUGACCUAAAUAGUGAAUGUGUCUCCAGUGAUACAUGUCUCCCCCAUUUCUGUGUCCUGUCAGCUGCGACCCAUCUGUCCCAUAUCUCACCCAGUAAACAAGGAAGUGGGAACAAAGUGAUUAAUACUCAAGAAAUAACCUUUCAUUUUUCAAGAUACUAGUUGGAUUUUCCAAAAGUCUGAGCAAUGCAGCAAAUCUCUUCCUUUUGUUUGUGAACGUGACAACUAGUAAUCACUCCCUCCCAAUAAUGCAGCCAAGGCACUUGUCAUUUGUAGAGAGGGAAGUAUAGGAAGAGAUGUCAUUUGGGUUCAGAAACACAAACACACCCUUAGGAAUUUCACAAUGAAUUCACAGUCCAGAAAUCAAUGGUUUGAAAUUAGACUACUAGACUACUGCCUGCAGGCCAUUCCAGUUUAGAAUAUUUUUGAAAAUACCUUUUGAACAUAUUAUUUCCUUUAUAAAAAUACUCCCCAGAAUGGAGGGGGAAACGUCUUUGUUAAAUUUCCAGUAAGAGGAAAUCUACCAAAAGGAAAAUGUUCCAGAAGGAUUUGUUUGUGUUUCGAAAUACAGUUCUUAACAAGGGGUUUCCUCCCUGGCCCACUCCAAAUGUGCACUUGUAUCUAGUAUAUAUGACUAGCAGUUUCACACGGUACAACAAAGCUGGAGGAGUGAAAGCACAUGUGGGUCAUCCUUUGUCUUUCUUGCACUUUCCAUGUGACAUGCAAAUAGAGACCUUUGUCAGCUCCCCCGCCAUGAGAAGAUGACUGGUUUCUACAUGUAGCUCAUCUCACCAGAGGGGAGAUUACAAGUCCCCCUUUGCACAUUACACCAGAGAUAUGAUCAGAGGAACCACAAUUCACUCUCCCCAAGCUUCCACUUACCUAUAAUGGCAAAGCAUUGUUGUCAGACAAAUUGAUGAUGCAUUGAUUCCAAAUCCCCAUAUCAUAAUUUGUGUGUCUGUAAGCGAUUGUCUGGUCUGGUGGUUCUCAUGGAAGAAUCUUUACAGCAGAACAGUCUUGAAGACUUACCCCUCUGAAAUGCAAAGCUCUGUUGCACAUGUGUAUUCUGCCUCAGUUAUGGGUAAGGAGCGGAUGUGCCUCUGCUGUGUUCAGUCUCUUUUGAGUAAGCAACACAGUAUCUGGAAAGUGUGGAUGAACAAGUGACAAUUCACCUCAGUGGGUCAUCUGAGAUGGUCAUCAUUUCUUAGCAUAUUAUAUGAAACCAGUCAGGUCACUUAAUAAAAAUGAGACACGGUUUGCUUUGUAUGUUGUUAGUGCUUAGGUGUCUGUGUUUGUCUAUUGCUUUUACCAGAAUCUCUCUUUAUGUAGUCUGUAUUUUGCCUUCUCCUCUAUGUGACUUUUUCCCUUCACAGAUGAAACCUGAUGAUGGGCUAGGACUAAAACAACAACAACCAAUUAUCCCAAUAAAUAAACGGAAGUGUGGAUACUUAAAACUUGCCAUAACUUUCUUCUGUCUUAUUUCCAAGACAGGUGAUGUUUUAGAGAGGACAGCAACAUUUAAAACCAGAUUUUCAAAUGGAUUUGUGUGUGUGUGUGUGUGUGUGUGUGUGUGUGUGUGUAAUUCUGUUGUUGGCUAAAAAUGGGAGCAUUUGUAAGUUAGAGCUAUAAAGUGGAGUAAAUACGUCAAGACACACUCCCUAGCUUGAUCAGUAAUUAAAAGGGGAUUUUGGUACCUGUCCAUUUUUAUUCUCAAAUUUUACUUAACAUUUCUGAAAAGUGGAAAUGGUUAACAUUUCAAAAUGUGCUGUCAAUAUUUUGCUUAGAUGAUGUCCUGGCAAUGUUGAAUCAAUAUUUCAGAAUGUUUACAGGAGGAACCAAAUUUUGCACAGACAUUUCUGAAAUGGUGCUUUUGUUUUGAACAUUUCAAAACUCUUUCUAGAUUUAUUAUAAGCAUGUUAUCCUUUUCAUCAGCUUUCAUUAUGCCUGACAAAGCAAAAUGAGGCUUAAUCACAAACUAGUAUGGGCACCAAGGGUGCAGUCCACUGAGCAUCUCCCACCAAGCCUUGUUGAAAUGAAUGUGGGUACUGAAGAAGUUGCACUCAGUGGAUUUCUCUCUCGUGCCAUGCGAUGGUGAUCCUUAUAAAUGUUUCCUUCUGCAAGUGCACUAAUGUCAUAAAUAAUAAUAGACAGGACCCAAAUCUUGUGGAAUUUCUAAUAAAGAUCAAUUUAAGUACUAUGAGGAAGAUUUGAGGGGGUGUGAGAAAGGGCUUUAUUAAUUUGUCCCAUUCCUAGAACUGAAUUGCAACAACAGGCUGGUAAAGCUGUUGAACUGAAUGGCCUACAUUUACGCACUCCACACUAUCCUUAACUUUUUUUCAUCUUCCUCCUCCUUUAUACUUGACACUGGAGUUCUGUAUUAUAUUUUUUUUAAAAGAUGGUUGUCUGGUUUUUGUUGUUUUUACAGUGUUUGUGGGGGAGAAAUGUAAGAAAGCUGAAGUAUUUAAAAAUGUUCCAAGGGAAAAAAGGUUUUUGUUAUUAUUCUAAUAUAUUAUUGUGUACCUAUUGUAAAUAUGAAACACUCCUAUUUUGCAAUCCAAGGACUCACUUUGUACUGUUGUUAUAUAUAAAUAAAGUUUACUGGAUAAAAAUA